Lachnellula hyalina is the source of this 4299-nucleotide messenger RNA. It is a transcript of the gene snf21, whose product is annotated as Chromatin structure-remodeling complex subunit. Bases 1 to 4299 code for a protein of 1432 amino acids. The record is from RefSeq and is a predicted model, not a curated record. Gene Ontology annotation, cellular component: nucleus. Lineage: Eukaryota; Fungi; Ascomycota; Leotiomycetes; Helotiales; Lachnaceae. Gene Ontology annotation, molecular function: DNA binding; histone binding; ATP-dependent chromatin remodeler activity. The transcript is spliced from 3 exons. Gene Ontology annotation, biological process: positive regulation of transcription by RNA polymerase II.
AUGGCUUCAGUUCAAACUGCUCCGGCGGUCCAGCAGACUGGUCAGUCAGGGAACGCGACGCAAGCACAGCCGCAGAGUGUCAAGGAUGUAUUGCUUAGGUACAAACAGAUGAAGGAGUCAGGCGUGUCGGAACAGGACCCCGAAUUUCAAAAGGCCCACCAGAUGCUCCUCACCCUUAAACAACAGCAGACCUUUCAACAACAGAGGGCCGCCGCCUAUGCUCAGAAGCAAAUUUUGAACCAACAACAACAACAAAAUGCCACGACCGCCCCUUCGAAUGGUGCGAACGGUACACGUACCGCUCCGGGGUCGAAUAAUACCACACCAAUCAAUAAGCAAACUCCAGCCGCGACAUCACUUGGCCCUUCUGCUAUAUCUGCUACGGUAGCUUCAGGUACGCCUAAAGGUGGAGUGCAGCGAUCAGCUCCAGCUGGAAGUGGAUACUUCUCGACAGAGCAGCUGGGCAUUUUGAAAAAUCAAAUAUACGCCUUCAAGUGCCUUUCCAAGAAUAUUGGUGUUCCUCAAGCAACUCAGCAGCAGCUUUUCGCCUCUCUACAAAGGAAAUCUUCUCCAGCUGUCGACCAAGGGUUUUCAACGUCUGCAUCAAGUGUUGACAAGCCGACGCCUAACGGUUCUGAUCCAUCUGCUAAUGAGAAAGAUGUUGCUGUACCAAAGCAUCAUGAAUAUACCAAAUUCAAAUCCCCUUAUGAUCACCUCUCGGAUACGAUUAGCUAUUCCGCACACAAGACGCGUCAUUUGCGUCCGAUGAUACCCAGCAUCAUGCCAUCUGGCGUUGACGUGGAGAAGCUCCGACAAGAGCGCGAAAUGAUCAUUUACAAUCGUAUGAGCGCAAGAUUGGCAGAGUUAAAAUCCCUUCCAGCAAAUAUGGCCCACCUCGAUGUCCGGCGCGAUGAUCUCACCCCGGAAGAUACCUUGAAACGGAAGGCUUUAAUUGAGAUGAAGAUGCUCGGUUUGGCCGAGAAACAGCGAAAUAUGCGUCUAAGAGUUGGCCGCCAGAUUAUCCAAUAUGAUAAUCUUGCCAUGACUGCCAAUCGCAGCCAAUAUCGAAGAAUGAAGAAGCAGUCGCUUCGUGAGGCUCGUAUCACCGAAAAACUGGAGAAGCAACAACGUGAUGCUCGCGAGAGCCGGGAGAAGAAGAAACACUCGGAUUAUCUCCAUACUGUUAUUACGCAUGCUCGGGAGGUCAACACAGCUGCUGCAAAUCAAAGACAGAAGAUGCAGAAGCUUGGCCGUAUGAUGCAAGCUCAGCACCAGAAUAUCGAGAAAGAAGAGCAGAAGAGAAUCGAGCGUACCGCCAAGCAACGUCUGCAAGCCUUGAAAUCGAACGAUGAAGAGGCCUACCUGAAACUUCUAGACCAGGCUAAGGAUACUCGUAUCACGCAUCUUCUUAGACAAACGGACGGUUUCUUGUCACAGCUCGCUGCCUCCGUCAAAGCUCAACAACGAAAAGCCGCCGAGCAUUACGGCAAUAAUGCUGGUGAUUUCCAAGACGAAUCGGAAGAUGAUGAGGAGGAGGAAGAGCAAGACACCCGGAAGAUCGACUACUAUGCUGUUGCGCAUCGCAUCAAAGAAGAGGUCAAUGCACAACCUAAUAUGUUAGUUGGUGGUACAUUGAAGGAAUAUCAAUUGAAAGGUCUUCAAUGGAUGAUAUCGUUGUACAACAAUAACCUCAAUGGAAUUCUUGCCGAUGAGAUGGGUCUCGGGAAAACCAUUCAAACGAUCAGUUUGCUUACCUAUCUCAUUGAGAAGAAGAAGCAAAAUGGACCAUUCUUGGUCAUUGUACCCUUGAGUACGCUGACUAACUGGAAUCUGGAAUUCGAAAAAUGGGCGCCGUCGAUUUCUCGCGUUGUAUACAAAGGCCCUCCUACAGCUCGUAAGCAACAACAGCAGCAGCUUCGGUAUGGUAACUUCCAGGUUCUUCUGACAACCUACGAAUACAUCAUCAAGGACAGACCUGUUCUCAGCAAGAUCAAAUGGGUGCACAUGAUUAUUGAUGAAGGUCAUCGAAUGAAGAAUUCGUCUUCUAAACUCAGUGCCACCUUGACUCAGUACUAUGUCACACGUUACCGUCUAAUUCUUACCGGUACCCCACUGCAAAACAAUCUCCCGGAACUUUGGGCGCUACUUAACUUCGUUCUCCCAACGAUCUUCAAAUCCGUCAAAUCUUUUGACGAAUGGUUCAACACACCUUUUGCAAACACUGGUGGCCAAGAUAAGAUGGAGCUCACUGAAGAAGAACAAAUUCUCGUUAUCCGCCGUCUUCACAAGGUCUUACGACCAUUUUUGCUCCGUCGUCUCAAGAAGGAUGUUGAGAAGGAUUUGCCUGACAAAACGGAGAAGGUCAUCAAGUGCAAGUUCUCUGCCUUGCAAUCUCGUCUGUACAAGCAGAUGGUCACGCACAACAAACUGGUUGUCAGUGAUGGCAAAGGUGGAAAGACUGGCGCUCGUGGUCUCAGCAACAUGAUCAUGCAAUUGCGAAAGCUGUGCAACCAUCCCUUUGUUUUUGAUGAGGUGGAGAAUCAAAUGAACCCUUUAAACACCAGCAACGAUUUAUUGUGGCGAACUUCUGGAAAAUUUGAACUCCUCGACCGUAUCUUACCUAAAUACCAGCAGACUGGUCACAGGGUUUUGAUGUUCUUCCAGAUGACAGCAAUCAUGGAUAUUAUGGAGGACUUCCUACGUUAUAGAGGAAUUCAGUUCUUACGAUUAGACGGUACAACAAAGUCUGAUGACCGGUCCGAGCUCCUUCGCGAGUUCAAUGCGCCAAAUUCGCCAUAUUUCAUGUUCUUACUUUCUACUCGUGCUGGUGGUCUCGGUCUGAACUUACAAACUGCCGAUACUGUCAUCAUUUACGAUUCAGAUUGGAAUCCUCAUCAAGAUUUGCAAGCUCAAGAUCGUGCACAUCGUAUCGGACAGAAGAAUGAAGUUCGAAUUUUGCGCUUGAUAAGCUCAAACUCAGUUGAGGAGAAGAUCUUGGAGCGUGCUAAAUACAAGCUUGAUAUGGAUGGUAAGGUUAUUCAGGCCGGUCGAUUUGAUAACAAAUCCUCAGAGACGGAUCGUGACGCCAUGCUCCGUGUGAUGUUGGAAACCGCUGAAGCUGCGGAGACUCUGGAGCAGGAAGAAAUGGACGACCUGGAACUCAACGAGAUCUUAGCACGCGGGCCUGACGAGCAAGGAAUUUUUGAUAGGAUGGAUGCUGAGAGAAAUAAGGACCUCACGUACGGCUCCCUUCCUGGAAGCAAGCAUGUGCCGCGUCUCAUGACUGAGAGCGAGCUACCUGAGAUUUACAUGUCCGAUGGAAACCCUAUCUCCGAUGAGCCGGAAGAAGUCCAGGGUCGUGGUGCUCGGGAGCGAACUCGCGUGAAGUACGACGAUGGCCUCACGGAAGAACAGUGGCUCAACGCUGUUGACGAUGAUGAAGAUAGCCCCGAAGCAGCAGCAGCUCGGAAGCAGGCGCGAAAAGACCGCCGUGAGCAGAACAGGCUCAAGCGAGCAGGCCAGAUCCCUGGUUCCAUUGAAAGCUCACCAGCCGGGAGUCGAAGCGGCACCGAAGAGCCGGAGGUGGAAGUGGAGGUAGAGCCAACACCGAAGAAAGGACGAGGUCGCAAGAUGGGAAAAGUUGACAAGCGUAAGGCUGAGGAGCCCGAUGACGAACCACCAGCCAAACGAAAGCGCCCUGCACCGGGUCGAGGCAAAGGUGCAUCAUCAAACGGUGAUGCAAAGCACCGGGGCAUGCUCCAGAGCAGUCUCAAGAAUGUCUACGAGGCUUUAAUGAAGCUGGAAUCCGAUUCUGCGUCUGAUGACGAUGAGGACGAUGAUGAAGGUGGGCGUCUUAUAAUUGGGCCUUUUGUUGCAUUACCUUCCAAGAAAGACUACCCCGACUAUUAUCAGUUCAUCAAAGUUCCGAUCUCGAUGAAAAUGAUCGAGAAGAAGAUCAAGAAAGAAGAGUAUUCAAGUCUUAGUGACCUAAGGAGAGAUAUUCAGCUACUUUGCACUAACGCGAAGACGUACAACGACGAUGGCAGCAUGAUAUAUACUGAUGCUGUCGCAAUUGAAAAUGCUUGUGAAUCUCGCAUCCGUGACGAACUGAAUGACCGUCCCGAGCUUGGUGAUCUUGACGACUCUUCUUCCCGCAAUGGCGGUUCUACGGCUCCUACGACCAGCGCUGGCACUCCUAUGCCGCCUUCGACUUCGAGUGGGAAGUUGAAGCUGACCUUCAACAAUUCCCAAAUUGCCAAUGGUGGCAGCAGCGGUAUACAGAGCGACGAUGAUGACUGA